Messenger RNA from Aspergillus pseudonomiae, 1164 nucleotides. RefSeq lists its product as uncharacterized. The record is from RefSeq and is a predicted model, not a curated record. NCBI's taxonomy places the organism in Eukaryota, Fungi, Ascomycota, Eurotiomycetes, Eurotiales, Aspergillaceae. Gene Ontology annotation, molecular function: catalytic activity. The transcript has 2 exons. Bases 51 to 1073 code for a protein of 340 amino acids. Gene Ontology annotation, biological process: DNA repair.
GAAUAAUUCCGGGUUAUCGUACCGAUUUUAAAUGAACAAUCCGUCCAAACAUGACGUACAAACCCCCCAUAGUCGAAGAAGACUACUCCGACGCUUCCGAACCUCAAAAGCGCAAGCGCGAUGAAAAAUACCCCGAGCUGGAACCAGUAACUCCUCAACAAGAAUUCGAGACAGAAAAACAGCAGCCACCCAAUAAAGCUACUAAGCUCAAUGAUACGCCUGCCGAUGAGGAUGAGAUUAAUGCAGAAGGCGAGGUAAAUGACGACAAGGAGGAAGAUCUUAGCGAUGUGUACGAAGAGAGCGACGAGGACGUACUGAAGGAAGAAGACAAUAACAAAGAUGACAAAGAAGUAGAUGAGGAGGAGGAAGAGGAGGGGGAGGAAGAAGAAGAAGAAGCAGGAGAGGAAGAAGAGGAAGACACUGACAAGCACAGGGCAAAGGUACAAAAGGCCAUUGAUAAACUGGGCCGAUGCCCCCUUGAUGGCACAAAGAUUGCGCAGAAGCCUCUUACUGCAACGCCAGAGACACUACUGGCGAUGGUUAUUGAUGCCAUGCUGAAGUCGCGCCCGAUCUCGCAUGAUUUGACUCAGCGCACAAUCACCAAGGUCAUUGAUGCUGGGUAUCAUGAUAUCCACAAAUUGGGGGAUAGUACCUGGGAGGAGCGCACGAUGAUUCUCAAGGAUGGAGGAUACAAUCGGUAUAGGGAGCAGGGAGCUACUAAUUUAGGAGAACUGGCAGAAUUAGUCGAGGGCAAAUACGAUGGUGAUCUCAAUAAUCUAUUAGAAGAGGCACAUCACAACCGUGACGAAGUAAGGCAGCUCAUCAAGGAGAUCAAGGGUCUCGGCGACUUAGGCGCCGAUCUAUUUUUCAACAAUGUACAGAGUGUGUGGCCUGAGAUUGCUCCAUUUGUUGACAAACGCAGCCUGAAAACGGCCGAGCAAGUUGGGAUUGGCACCGAUCUGGAUGCCAUCUACGCCGAUCUGAAGCGUGAUGCAAUGAAGAUGAGCAGAUUGGCCAAUGGCUUGUCUGCUGCGAGGUUAGAUAAAAGGCAAGGAGAGCUUCUAAGCGUUUGAUUGCCCCAAAUGAUGUAGUUAUCUCUCGUGUACAUAGGGCAAGCUAAGCCACAACUAAUGUUUUGACUGAAAGAAAUGCACUCAACUAUGC